AUGGAUUCCUUGACGCGAACACUUUUGAUCUUGAUAGCAAUAUUUUUGGGAGGUAUCGUGCAGAAGAACAUUCCAGGGUAUGCUCUUCGUGGUUUUGCAAAACUGCAAGUUCUGAACCUUCAAGGGAAUCGUAUAUAUAGCAUCAAUAAGGAAUCAUUUUGUGGUUUACAUUCACUGGUAGACCUCAGUCUGUUUCAGAAUAGAUUAACGUCGCUUCCCCGCGCUGCGUUCGCUUGCGCCUCAAAUCUCCGGAAAAUUAAUUUGUCACGUAAUAAACUUGCGACAUUGGAUCCCCAAUGGUUUGACGGAUCCUUGUUUCUUCGUAGCUUGGUGAUAGAUCAAAGUACCAUCGGUCGCAUCAAGGUCGGACCAUGGAAGGCAACUAAUCUUCAGACUCUUGUUCUAAGCAAAAACAAUAUAGGUUUCCUGAAUAGUAACUCCUUCACUGGCUUGGCAAAUUUGAAAACACUUGAUGUUUCUGGCAAUGGAGAUCGUUUACGGAUGUCAGAGGACGCCCUCACUUCAGUCGGUUCCUUAGAGUUCCUUGUCAUGGCGGAUAUGGAGAAAUUUAGCAUGACAGGUUCGUUUAGAAAUAUGCAAAAUCUACUUCAUCUGGAUAUCUCAUAUAGCCUGUUGAAGAUUUCAUCAAUUGACCAGUUUACGAACACAUCUGGGCUGAGGGUUCUCAAUAUGACGGAAUCAUAUCUCAAAGCUGAGGAUUUAGUUGGUAAACAUACAGGUACAUCGUUGUUCUCAGGCUUGGUCUCCUUGCAGAUCCUGGAACUGCAGAAAAAUGAUUUAAAUAACCUGCACGAUUUUCCUGGCAUAUUCACCCCGCUUGGAAGUCUUGUGGAGCUCGACUUAACAAGUUGUCGUAUACAGCAUGUUGCCUCAGGAACAUUUGCAAACCUAACGACCUUGCAGCUGCUUAGCCUGACUAACAAUGACUUAACUAGCAUUCCCAAAGACGCUUUUCAAGGCUUGCAUCAUUUACGAGUGUUGCAGUUGCAGUACAAUUCAAUUGCAUUCAUCGAGCAAGGGCUGUUUAUGGGCACAAACGAACUUGAACGGUUGUACUUACAAAACAAUCACAUUUUGACCAUAGCCACCAACACUUUGGCCAUCGUUGGUUACCAUGAGAUCACUGAAGAUCGAACUCCGGAGGACUAUGAAUACCAACUCAACCUCAUGUUCCAUGACGACGAGGAAUGGUGGGUAAAUGACUUCAUGAAACCUUUUCUGGAGCAGAGGAUGCCUCAUCUGGAGCGCGUCAUAUUUGGUGAUGCCGAUCUUCACCCAGGAUUGUUCUACUUGAACGCCAUCUACGACGUCAUCGAAAACGGCCACAAGACAAUAUUGUUGCUUAGCAACCAGUCUUUCGAUGAUACCUGGUACAUGACCAAGCUCCGUAUGGCAGUGGAGCACAUGAAUGACACCAAGUUGGAGAAGGUCAUCUUGAUUUUCCUUGAAGACAUCGAUGAUGACCAUCUACCGUACCUUGUUAGGCUCUUGCUGAGUCGGAACAAACCUUAUUUGUUGUGGACAGAGGAUGAAGAAGGUCAGGAGGUCUUCUGGGCAAAGGUCCAGAAGAGCAUGAGAUCAAACCGGCAAAUGAACAAUGUUAUACCCAUUUAA
Messenger RNA from Strongylocentrotus purpuratus (purple sea urchin), 1635 nucleotides. RefSeq names its product platelet glycoprotein V-like. Gene Ontology annotation, molecular function: protein binding. Lineage: Eukaryota; Metazoa; Echinodermata; Echinoidea; Camarodonta; Strongylocentrotidae. Bases 1 to 1635 code for a protein of 544 amino acids. The transcript is spliced from 3 exons. The record is from RefSeq and is a predicted model, not a curated record. Gene Ontology annotation, biological process: signal transduction.